Sphaerulina musiva SO2202 is the source of this 3149-nucleotide messenger RNA. RefSeq lists its product as uncharacterized. Lineage: Eukaryota; Fungi; Ascomycota; Dothideomycetes; Mycosphaerellales; Mycosphaerellaceae. The transcript has 3 exons. The coding region runs from base 489 to 3116 and encodes 875 amino acids. Gene Ontology annotation, molecular function: shikimate 3-dehydrogenase (NADP+) activity; 3-dehydroquinate dehydratase activity. The record is from RefSeq and is a predicted model, not a curated record. Gene Ontology annotation, biological process: chorismate biosynthetic process; shikimate metabolic process.
GGAGUUAACAAGAUAGAAAGCCGCUCCCGAUGAUAUUGACUGCGGGCGGACGCUUGAUUGGCUCCUCGUUCGGUUCGACCGCUCGACUGGCCGCACGGAUGUGUGGAAGAGUCUUCAUCCGGCCCAACUCUUGGCUCGUCCUCCCAUCUCCCAUGCGUCUAGGCCUGCUUCUAAUUCUGGCGUCCAAGCUGCAUUUAUUCACUUGCUCGAGCUCAAUGCCGGGCCAAGGACCAUAAUACCUUAUGGCCAGUACUUUGACCGUCCUAUGAUCGUCACCAGCCUCUCAUCUGCAAGCAUCGACUAGAACUACAUUGAUACAAGCGGAGUCAACACCGGAGCACCGCCGCUCAGAAUCGAAAAGGACUACUACUUUACCUACCCAUGAUAUCGUCUGUGUCGACAUCGUUCCCCGUCUUCCAGUGAGCCCACCGGGCUGUGCCGGCAGAGACGGUGUGCAGCGGCAGUCAUCGACAUCAUCGACACAAUCAAUGAGUAUCAUGACCACCGUUCACGCUGGUGUGAAGCGAUCGUAUCAGGAUAUGCGCGGUAGUUCCACUGAGCGACUGGUCUCGCCUCGACCGAACACGAAAGAACCUUUACAGCAGAUUUUAAGGUCGAGAGAAAGCAGUGCCACUCCAACGCCACCAAACGGCACGAUCACACCAAGUCCACCAUCACCGCGGAAAGUCGCUUUUGGACCCGAUGCAUCUAUCCUUCUGAUCGGCGUUCGUGGGGUGGGCAAAAGUUCCUUGGGCUUUCUCGCAGCGUCUGCCUAUAAUCGUAGAUUGGUCGAAUCCGAUCGAGCAUUCACAGAAGCCACCGGUACGAAUCGAACUGCGUAUCGACAACUACAGGGCUCUGCGGAGUAUCAAAGAAAACAUUGUGAAGGCUUGAAGCGAUUGCUCGAAUCCAACAGCAGGAAUUCCGUGAUUGUGUGCAGCUUCGCAGACCUGGAGAGUGAUGGCGCCAGACUGAUUCGAGAUUGGGCACAAUCGCAUCCGGUCAUUUAUGUCACUCGUGAUGUUCCUGGCAUCCAAGAUUACAUCAAAGUGUGGUCUGAAGAGCGGAUACAGGAUGUCAUCCGUGCAUCGGAGGCUCUGUUGCGAGACUGCUCCAACUAUGACUUCUUCAACGUCUCCGAGACCAUGGACAGUCUCUCACCCAACGAAGGGCCGCGCCAGGCAUCGAGCAGAGCCUCGAAUGGUCCAUUUCUGACCCUCAAACGAACCGAGCAUGACUUUUUGAAGCUUCUGCGCAACAUCAUUGGCGACCAUGAUCGGGGCCGCUCCCAUCAGUCGGCUUAUCCACUGUCGCAGAUGAGUGUUGACAAGCUCGAGUUUACAUCUUCUGUCACGCUCUCCGCCGAAGACGUGGUCUCCAAACGAAUCGAUCUGGAUGAGGCACAGAUAGGCGCCGAUGCGGUCCUGUUGAAGAUCAGCACCAGUCCUCGACAUGGUGAUACCUGGCGACUGGGCAAGCACAGCUGCUUCAACCUUGUUAACGAAGCGUUUGCUGUUAUUCGAAGGUCGUCAAUCUUACCCAUCGUUAUAGAGGUUACCCGUGAUGAACGAGACAGUCGACAAAAGCAACUGUCCCGCGCGGAACUCUUGGAGUAUUGUCUCCGGCUGGGACCCGAAUAUUGCACACUGGACCUCCAAUUUGAACAGAGUCAACUCCGACACUUGCUCGCGAGUAAAGGUCGCACCCAUGUGAUUGGGGAGUAUGCUGCUGCCGCACGCAUGCACGAUGGCUGGUCUGGCCAAGCGUGCAUGGACAUCUACGAGAAGGCUCAAAAUCUGGGCUGCGAUCUAGUGAAGAUCACGAUGCCAAACGGGACUCUCGCAGACAAUUUUGCCAUUCAAGCAUUGCAGCAGCGUGUACAGACCUUGCAUGGCGGCAAGGGGCCACGCCUGAUAGCCUACUGUACUGGCAGACACGGCCGAACCUCCAUGUGCUUUAACAAUACAUUAACGCCAGUGGCACCACCUGAGCGAAUCCCAGAUCCUAAAAGUCCUGAUGGCGACCAUUCCGAAGGGAUUCUGCAACUCGUGACAGCCAAAGAACGCAGCGAAGCCCUUUUCGCGAGCUUCGUUCACGAGCCCAUGCAUUUUCUCAUUUACGGAGCUAAUGUGAGUUUUUCGCUGUCACCGGCGAUGCACAACGCAGCAUAUCAGGCCAUGGGCAUGCCACACUCCUACCGCACGCACUCGGCUUCGACAUUGGAAGACUUUGUGACGCUGGUGCGGGAACACGACUUUGGUGGAGCUGCAAUCGUGCAACCAUUCAAAACGAAAACCUUGCCCAUGAUGGAUCUCCUGAGUCCGCACGCUAAAGCAAUUGGGGCACUCAAUACCGUCAUUCCGCUUCGAGACGAGACCGUCAUCGCGUCCAUCACCAGUGAAGUUGGCAUCUUUCGAGAACGCAACCGAACCGGCCCUGUCAAAGCCCUCUAUGGCGACAACACGGACUGGAUUGGCAUUCGAGCCUGUAUCCGUCGAGGCCUAUCCCCCGCCAACACCGUCCGCCCCCAAACCACAGGGCUCGUGUGCGGAGCAGGCGGCAUGGCACGCGCAGCCAUCUAUUCGAUGAUCUCGCUCGGCGUACAAAACAUCUUUGUAUGCAACCGCACCACAGGCAACGCCGAAGAGCUCGCCAAACACUACAACCAACUCAUCCGCACCAACGGCAUCGCCGAACUCAGUCCCACCAACGCCGCAAACACCACCGUCACCGCCCUCGAAUCCUUCCAUAGCGACUGGCCCCCCAAUAUGCGCCACCCCACCAUGAUCGUCAGCACCAUUCCGACACAAACUCUCGACGGCAUGCCGACGAAUUUCACGCUGCGCAAAGACUGGCUCAGCAGCCGCACGGGCGGUGUCGUGGUCGAACUGGCGUAUAUGCCGAUUGUGACGGCACUCGUCACGCAAGUGCAGCAGAUUCAAAGUAAAGGUUGGAUUUUGAUGGAUGGGCUGGACAUGUUGCCCGAGCAGGCUUUUGCGCAGUUUGAACUGUUUACGGGACGGAGGGCACCGCGUAAGUUGAUGCGGGAUGAGAUUUUUAAGCAUUAUAGUGAAGAAUUUGUGGUGGGGGCUGCGUUGAAUACGGACUCGCCGUGAGGGUUAGAAGAAUAGUUGUAGUAAAAAGAAAUG